This is a messenger RNA of Glarea lozoyensis ATCC 20868, 687 nucleotides long. RefSeq lists its product as uncharacterized. NCBI's taxonomy places the organism in Eukaryota, Fungi, Ascomycota, Leotiomycetes, Helotiales, Helotiaceae. Bases 1 to 687 code for a protein of 228 amino acids. The transcript is spliced from 4 exons. The record is from RefSeq and is a predicted model, not a curated record.
AUGAGCCGAGAAGACCGUCCCAAUGGCGGCCGAAGAACACAAACAUACGAGGAGGAGGGUGCGAGGGAUAGGAGGAUACCUCAGGAAAUAUUGGAUAUAAUAAUGCCGGCCUUACAGAUAGGUGGUGUUGCAGGAAUAUCCGGAACCAUCAUAGGAGGAUUCGGCGGUGUAAUCCGGUCAAAAACUCCAAUUAUAUUCGCAUUGGCAUCAGGGAUUCAGUGGUUUACUCUUGGUACCUCAUUCUACGCAUCACGAAGCGCAAUUCUGCACUCAUGGACCAAACAAAAACCCUCACAAGAAAUAACACCCUCAGAUAAAAUAAAAGCCAGCGCCCUAGCCGGUUCCACAGCCGGAGCCUUCGGUGGUCUCCUAAGAGGACCCAAAAACAUCAUCCCCGGCAUCCUAAUGUUCACGCUCUUCGGAGCAACGGGCCAGUACAUCUUCAACGUGCGCUCAGCGCGGCAACCUGACGAAGAGCAGCCGAACAACCACAGCUGGCUGAACUCGCGAUGGAGUCCGAUGAAAGUGCUGAGUGACACGGAGUACGACGAGAUGCUGCAGGAGAAAUUGCUUAAGGUGAAUGCGCAGAUUGCGAUUAUCGAUGAGAAUAUUGCGGCGUUGAGGGAGGAGGAGGUGAAAGAUAGGGAGGAUGGUGGGCUGAAAAGUGAUGUGAAAGCGACGAAAUGA